This is a messenger RNA of Mercenaria mercenaria, 3645 nucleotides long. RefSeq lists its product as uncharacterized. The coding region runs from base 144 to 2591 and encodes 815 amino acids. Gene Ontology annotation, molecular function: protein binding. The record is from RefSeq and is a predicted model, not a curated record. The transcript is spliced from 12 exons. Lineage: Eukaryota; Metazoa; Mollusca; Bivalvia; Venerida; Veneridae.
UCGAAAUUUGUUUACAAUGGUUACGGAAGUAAACGACGGUAAAUAUUGAUUUUUCUUCAGAUCCAGUUCAUCAUUUGUGCAAUUUACACUAUAGAAAUGUUGUGAGUAUUAAUCUUUAACAGGAGAGCAAAUUUCACGCUAAAAUGUCUCAAAGGAUAGUUGGAACAUGGCAUGUUCGGCCAACACCUGCACAGUAUGAAGGCAGACCCGAUCUGAAGAAAACAUGGACAGGACCUAUAAGCAGUGAGAUGUAUGGUAAAGGGCUGAAGGAUCUGUGUAACAAGACAGAAGAAAAUCUUACCAGAUUAUCACAACAAAUGCAGAAGUUAGACCCAUGCAUUGAUUAUGGCAUCAAACAUUGGCAUCCAAACACAAGACCCAAGUCUGCCAAACCACAGUCAGCUGAGAGGGCAAAGACUCCUGGCAGAUGGGAAAGUGUGGAAGUCAUGUUUACAGACAACAAAUUUCUUGAUUCUCUUGGCAAGCAGAUCAAUGAUGAGACAGAUUCAUAUGUUGAUCCUCCAGCAAAGACAAGUUUUUGCUAUCUCUGUUCAACAAUGGAAGAGCACAAAAGGCAUAUGCUGCAACACAGGCCUAAGAGAAGACCAAAGUCUGCCAAACCUAGAAUAGAAUAUAUUGCCCCUAUACCCAGACAGAAGGUGAAACCUGAAGAAGAUGAAGAGGUCAAGGUCAGAAAGAGACUGUAUAAAGUUGAGGUGUUCACAUCUGAUAAAACAAAUGCUGGAACGAAUGCAAAUGUGUUUAUAGCAAUCAAAGGCAGUCUAGAAUUCCUACCUAGGACUCAGUUGAAAAAGACUCAUGGAUGUUCACAGCUGUGUUUUGUUAGAGCAUCAAAAGAGGUGUUUCAUGUAAAAGGACCACUUCUUGGAAACUUACAGAUUCUCACAAUCGAACAUGAUGGGAAGCAGAGAAGUCAAGCAUGGCAUUUAGACCAUAUAGAGGUGACAGAUAUCAAAGCAAUGAAGACGUGGGUGUUUCAUUGUGGAGAAUGGGUAUCAAUAUUUGAGGAACCAUUUUACAGCAACACACUGGACAUACAGGCUCAGGAAAAAGAGUCACCUGUUACAGAGUACACUAUAGAAGUGCACACUGGCAAGCAGAAAAUGGCGGGAACUGAUUCAAAUAUCUUCAUAACCCUGUUUGGUCAGCAUGGAAGUAGUAAGAAGAUACAUCUGGUAGAUCCUUCGUCGGACAAGAAACUGUUUGAGAAAAACAGUGUAGAUACCUUUAGAAUACGCAUUCACGGGGUCGGAGAGUUAAAGAGGAUUAGAAUAGAGCAUGAUGGGAAAGGAUUUGCAGCGGGAUGGUUCCUUGAAAAGGUCAUCAUUCAGGACAGUGAACGUCCCAAAGACAAGUUUUACUUCAUGUAUGGGGGCUGGAUUGCCAAGGAUGAGGGAGAUGGUAAACUAUGGAGAGAAAUAAGAGCCAAAAAGAAGCUGAGCAAAGAAAUUCAUUCUGAAAGAUACAAGUCUAAAAUAGAAGGGAUGCCAUAUGGAGAAGGUACAGAAACAAGAUACCAGAUCACUGUAAAGACGGGAGAUAAACGUUUUGCAGGUACCGAUGCCAACGUGUUUAUUCAACUUGCUGGUGUUAAAGGCAUCACCAAAAAGCUGAAAUUGGAUGAUGCCAAAAACAACUUUGAAAGGAAUAUGACUGACAAUUUUGAGGUGAGAGCAGUCAAUGUUGGAACAAUAGAUCAUAUUGUGAUAGGACAUGACAAUUUUGGACCCGGUGCUGGAUGGUACCUAGAAAGUGUGACUGUGAGGAGAUACAUUCCUAAAGAUGAAGCCCGAGAGCGACUUCAUAAAAUAAAGAAGAGACUUAAACAUGAAAAGAAACACAAGAAAGAUAGGAAGCGUGAUUCUGAUGAAGAUUCUGAGUCGGAAUUCGAAAAUGAUGAAAAAGACAGGAAAUCAAACAAAAGACAAAAGGAUAGGAAAAGGGAGAAAGAUAAAUAUAAAGAAAAGAAUGUGAAAGGAAAAGGGAGUCGUGACAUUUUUUCAGUUUCAUCUGAGAGUUCUAAUGAGUCUAAUGAAGAGUCAGAUACAGAGAGACACUCCAGACAAUCUCAAAGACCUAGAUCUGCCAUGAGGAGGCCUGGAUCAGCACUACGCAGGGACUUACACAGAGAUGAUAGUUCAGAAACAGAAAGUUCAGUUUCAAGACGUCCUGGGUCAGCGCUUCGUAGAGACAGAGAUAAAGAGGGCAAGGAAGGAGAACGAUAUAAGAAAGAUAAGCGAUCGCACAGUGAUUACAGGGAUAGAAGGCAGCGUGACUCUGUUGGUAGUGAUAACAGUGAAAGAGAUUACAGUUCUCCAAGUUUCAGUCGUUCCGGACGUAGGGUCAGUACAAGUGCAUCUAGUCUUAAACGGCAAACAAGUAAGAGUCGGAAAGGAAAAUCAGAUUAUGACGAUGAUGACAAUUUGGACGAGUUAAAAGUUCCUCUGUAUGAAGAGUGUUUCUUUGAAUGUAAUAAAUGGUUGGCUACUGAUGAGGAUGAUGGACUGUUUGUUAGGGAAUUGACUGUUACUAAGAAAACUACGUUCUUCAAGGAAAAGGCAAUGCAGUAAAUAUUUAGAUUCUUCAAAAGAUUGAAAUGAAAAUUUAAUGGGAAUUUUUCAAACAUGUUAGUGCACAGAUGAUAUUUAAACACUAUAGGAAAGAAUAGUCAAAAUUCUGUUAGUGUCUUUAGGAUUUAUCAAAGGGGUAGGGAUAUUAUAGUUUAAAUUUGUCAUCUAAAUUAUACAUGCAACUUUAUGUCAAAUAGAUCUUUUGGAAAAGGAUUUAGGAAAGUUCUUUGGUAGUUAAUAUAGAUUCUACUAAUCACUAAAAUGGAUGGAUUUUUGUUGCUUUUUUGCUCAGGCAUCUGCCAAAUAUAUCUGUUUGUCAUAAUAUUUAUUUUGCAUGUACUUAGAAAAUAUUGGAAGCAGUGCCUAUAUUCAACAUUAUGUCUAGGUACAUGGGAAAAGAGACCUUAACUUUGAAGUUAAGGGGAGUGAGAAAAAUACAACUGAAGAGCUCUUGAUAUGAAUAUCUCUGUCUUUCAUAUUUCUGUAUAGGGAAUUAAUUUAACAAUAACUUUUUUUAAGAUGUCUGAUUGAGACAUACUUAAAUGCAUACUUUGUUAUUGUAACAUAUAGUUGUUUUAUUUUUGGCUUGAAGAACCGCUUGUCAGUUUAAGCAAAUGUCUGUUAAGCAGGGUGAAUGAAAAGGUAAAAAAGGAACUAAACUAUGGAAAAUAGGUUGAACUAGAUAAAAAAAAAUUGUAGAAAUAAGCCUCAUUUAAUAUUUUAUCUUGCUGCAUUUCUGCUAGAAGAUUUGUAAUGAAAAUCAUUUAUAGAGCAGUUGUGUCAGAUUUUAAAAAUUUUGAAGUCUUUGCUUCUGCCAGGAUUGAGAUGGCCAUUGGCUCUUGUUUCUUGGGCAGAAGUCGACCAUAUUGCAUCAUGCAUAUAUAAGAAACAGGCAGAGUAGAUUGAGUAUCCAAACCAUCAUAUUAGUCUUAAAUACUGACAAUCUGAAGAGUAAGAGAAUAUUAUUGUUUAAGACUAUUGUAACUCAUAGUGUAAUAUGUACACUCUGUGAUAUAUUGCUAUGUGAUAACCUGUUUAACAUUGUUACAGUUUU